This is a messenger RNA of Phaedon cochleariae (mustard beetle), 1466 nucleotides long. NCBI's taxonomy places the organism in Eukaryota, Metazoa, Arthropoda, Insecta, Coleoptera, Chrysomelidae. The record is from the annotation of a GenBank genome assembly.
AUAUAAUUCACAAUCUGGACGAAAUCAUACUAUUUAUAUCUACAUAGAUCUAAUAUUCAGAUCUAUGAUACCUAUAAGCACUAUAAGCAGUUUUUUAUCAAACUGAGGUGAUAUCUUGGUAAUUCGUAAAAGAUGAAAAUUUGUAUCAUUGGUGCAGGUGCAGCAGGGUUAGCAGCUUUGAAGCACAGUUUAGACGAAGGUCAUGACUGUGAGCUUUUCGAACAAACUGGCUACAUUGGAGGAGUUUGGAAGUAUGUCGAUAAAGUGGGUCUCGAUGAAUUCGGAUUGCCCAUUCAUACAUCUAUGUAUGAAGAUCUAAGAACCAAUCUACCAAAGGAACUCAUGUUGUUCGAAGGCUUUCCUUAUAAAAAAGAACUAACUCACUCCUAUAUCUCCCAACAAGAAGUACUUGAAUAUAUCGAAGCUUAUGCAGAAUUCUUCAAACUAUCAACACAUAUCAAGCUAUAUCAUCAUUUGGAGGUUGUCAGUCCAAUACCGGGGCAAAUAUGGUCGGUACAAGUGAGGAAUCUCAAAACGAACAUGCUGGAAACGAGAGAAUUCGACAGUAUCAUGAUUUGUGUUGGCGAAUAUUCAGAUCCAAUAAUUCCAGAACUACUUGGAAUAAAUAAAUUUGAUGGAAGCAUGAUACAUAGUCAUGAUUAUAGAAACCCAAAUCCAUACAAGAAUAAAAUAGUAUUGAUAGUUGGAGCCGGAGCUUCUGGAAUAGAUAUUGCUGCAAAGGUCUUUCCUGUAGCAAAAAAGGUGAUCCAGUGUCAAAGAACAUCAACAAGCAGUGAGUUCAAACUGAAUAUGGUAGACGGCGUUAUUAUUAAGCCCGAAAUAGAUGAAAUUUUUGAGAAGAGUGUGAAAUUCAUUGAUGGAUCUGAAGAAGAAAUUGAUGACAUUAUUUUAUGCACAGGGUACAGAAUAUCGUUGCCAUUUUUGACUUCACAAUGUGGACUUGAAGUUGACGAUCAUUACGUCAAGUAUCUCUACAAACAUACUAUAAAUGUUGAACAUCCGUCAAUGGCAAUCCUUGGGUUGCCAAUGAACAUCCCACGUUUUCCUAUGUUCUGUUUACAGGCACGAUUCUAUUUGGCAUUUCUAAGAGGAAAUCUGAAAGUGACAAAAGAAGAAAUGAGACAAGAUGUUGAAAAAUAUAUGGAAGGCUGUAAAGAAUCCGGAAAAAAUCCGCACCUGAAAGUCGAGAAAGGAUUUGAGCAGCUUAUUGAAGACUUGGCUACCUUGGCCAACAUAACCCCUAUGAAACCAGUAAUCCCAAAAAUGUUCAACUAUCUGAUCAAAGUGGGUUUCGGAAAUUACAAUAUGAAAUAUACAAUUUUGAAUGACGAAGAUUUCGAAGAGAAUGCUGUAUGACGAUAAAGAUGUGAACACAAAACAGGAGUGAAGAUUUUCAAUAAAUUGAAGCAUCUUGAUGCAUUAUUAGAUAAACAUUAAAUAAUAGA